CCCCAAUAUAACCACAAUUAAGAGAGAAAGGGAACGGUACAACUAGGCGGUAGAACAGGAGUGAUCGAAAGUUGAAAUAAAGAAAGGGCGAGAAACUGAGUUUACAUCAAGGGGCGCUUUAAAGAACGUCUGAAAAGACAUGAGAUUUGCCUAGAUUCUGGCAGUUUUACCAACUGAGGAGGACGCCAUUUGACUCGUCACCUUUGUUGAGAAGAAACGGGCGAUUUUUUUUCUUUAGGUGGACUGACACCUCGAGUAUCAUGGGUUCCAAAAGGCACCGCUCAACCACGGUGGCAACUUUAUUUCACAUGAGCUGCUCACUUUUAAUCACAUGCAUUUUUCCUUGGACCGUCGCGUUCAACUUGGAUGUAGAAAACCCGUCAAUAUAUAGCGGACCCGCAGGCAGCUAUUUUGGUUAUUCUGUGGACUUUUAUAUGGCACAGUCGGCACGAGAUGCAAGCAUUAUAGUUGGAGCACCAAAAGCUAAUACCAGCCAGCCAGACAUCACAGAGGGAGGAUCUGUGUUCUACUGCCCAUGGGGCCGUAACCUGUCUGACUGCCACAGCAUAGAGUUUGACCGGAAACAAGAUCUUAAUUUGAACAACAAUGUUGAAACCCAAGAAUUCAAGUCCCACCAAUGGUUUGGAGCAACUGUUCGCACACAUGAAGACUCUGUCUUGGCUUGUGCUCCACUUUACUCCUGGAAAACCCAACAGGACCCACCUGGGACAGAUGUCACUGGCUCCUGCUACCUGUCCACUAAAAACUUCACCAAAUUUGUGGAAUAUGCUCCCUGUCGCACAGAAUUCCAUGGAAUGAAAGGCCAAGGUUAUUGUCAAGGUGGAUUUAGUGCUGACUUCACCAAGGAUGGGAAGGUAGUGCUUGGAGGACCUGGCAGCUAUUUUUGGCAAGGACAACUUAUCUCUGCUGUGAAGGAGGAAAUCAUCAAGGCCUACUACCCAGGCUAUUUUCUAACGUCAGUGGCAGGCCAGAUUCAGACCAAACAGAAAAAAGAGAUCAACUUUGAUGACAGCUACAUGGGUUACUCUGUUGCAGUAGGAGAAUUUAAUGGCGAUGAUGAUGAAGACUUUGUGACAGGAGUUCCCAGAGGUGUACUUCUGCAUGGUCAGGUGUCGAUUCUUAAUGGCUCAUUGGAAACCAUGAAAACUUUUAUUGGUGAACAGAUGGGCUCCUACUUUGGUUAUGCUGUGGCUGCUACAGACAUCAACAAUGAUGGACUUACAGACUUGUUAGUUGGUGCUCCCAUGUUCAUGGUGCGUGACUCAGAUGGAAGGUUGGAGGAAUUAGGGCGAGUUUAUGUGUAUCUUCAGAUGGGUCCUCUUGAGCUUACACCACAUCACCCUCACCUCACUGGCACGCAAAUUUUCAGUCGGUUUGGCAGCUCAAUCACACCGCUGGGAGAUCUCAACCAAGAUGGCUUUAAUGACAUUGCUAUCAGUAGUCCAUUUGGUGGGAAAGAUGAACAAGGAUUGGUCUUCAUCUAUAAUGGUUAUGCUAAGGGACUCCAGGAGAAGCCCUCUCAAGUGAUUGCUGGUCAGUGGUCAUCAGCCGUCCCUCCCGUUAUUCCUGCAAGUUUUGGAUAUACCAUGAAAGGAGGAAAAGACUUGGAUCACAAUGGCUACCCAGAUCUCAUCGUUGGAGCUUUUGGAGCUGACAAGGCAGUUCUUUACAGAUCUCGGCCAAUUGUUAAUGCGAGUGCCACCUUAGUUGUGUACCCAAUAAUGAUUAAUCCUGAGGAGAAGACCUGCACCAUCAGCAGUGGAAACCAAACCAUACAUGUUUCUUGCGUCAACUUGAGCUUCUGCCUUACAGCCAAUGGGAAACACCUUCCAGAAAAACUAGGGUUUAAUGUAGAAGUGCAACUGGACAAGAUGAAACAGAAGGGAGCUGUCCGUAGGGCUUUGUUUUUGAACACUCAGCAGGCCAGCCUGCAGACCAAACUUAAAGUGCCAAAUGAAGGCAAGGUCUGCAGUGAGACCAAAAUCUACCUGAGGGAUGAAAAGGAAUUUCGGGAUAAGCUCUCCUCCAUCUUUAUCACACUGAACUUCAGUUUGGAUGCACAGGCUCCUGCAGACAAACAUGGCCUCUGGCCAAUUCUUAACUACCAGACCACCGAGCUAAUUGAGCAGAAGGCCCAGAUUUUACUGGACUGUGGAGAAGACAACAUCUGUGUCCCUGACCUGAAACUUUCUGUAAAGGGUGACAGGAAAGAAGUGUACAUGGGGGAUGAUAAUGCGCUAACCCUGACUUUUAAUGCGCGGAAUGAUGGCGGUGGUGCCUAUGAAGCUGAGCUGUAUGUAGUGCUUCCUUCGGAGGCGGACUACAGUGGAAUUGCCCGCAAUAAUGAGAAUCUGACUCAGCUGACAUGCAGCUAUGAGACAGAGAACCAGACGCGCUACCUCAUCUGUGACCUAGGAAACCCCAUGAAGUCUGGCACCAAUUUGUGGGCAGGUCUGCGUUUUACAGUGCCUCGGCUGCAGGAUUCACAGAAGGUGGUACAGUUUGACCUGCAGGUUCGCAGUAAAAACGAGAAUAACUCUCAGAGUGAGGUUGUACCCUAUAGGCUAGAGGUGGUGGUCAAGGCUGAUGUUAUUUUGCAGGGUGUAUCCCGACCAGAUAAGGUUUUCUUCCCACCUCCCAACUGGAAGGUGACCAAGAAUGUUGCAGUUGAGCAAGAAAUUGGUCCUCCUGUGGAGCACAUCUAUGAGUUGGUGAAUAAUGGUCCAAGCCGUAUUAGUCACACGCUGCUUCAACUGAAAUGUCCCAUGAAGAUGCAAGUCCAGAGGUUUAUGUACCCUUUGGAAAUCAUCACUGAGGGGCCUGUUAACUGCACAACGUACAAUAUUGUGAACCCCAUGAACAUAAAGCUUCAGCAGUCCACUGAGCAGCCUCCUUUAUUGAACCACCACAUUGAGAAGCGUGACACACACAAGGGCGAGCUGGCUGUCAUGACAAACCUGUCUUGUUCCAAUGUUGAGUGCUGGACCCUGCAGUGUAAUGUGGGUAUAUUGGAGAAAGGUACCAGUGCCAUACUCCAGGUGCGUUCACGCAUCUGGGGUGAGACUUUCAACAUGAAAAAGUAUAAGAAUUCUAUUCUGGAGUGUGUAGCUAGUUACAAGGUGGAAAAGAUGCCCUAUGCUAUUUUGCCCAAGGAGAUUCCAAGUGGCUCUAAAAUGAUGACAACACCUGUGGUGUGGAAUAAACCAGACAGUCCUCAUGCUGUUCCUUUGUGGAUCAUCAUUUUGGCAAUAUUGGCUGGUCUUCUGUUGCUGGCUUUGCUUAUCUAUGUUCUGUAUAAACUUGGUUUCUUUAAGAGAACUCCCUACGGCACUGCCAUGGAAAAAGCACAGCUGAAACCUCAGGCUGCAUCUGAAGCUUAAAGCAGGCCUGGGACUGUUCAGUAAGGAUGAAAGACCACUGGAUAUCCAUUGCACUGCACUGGACAGAAAGACCCCAAGGACUCAAAGCCAAAUGAAUGUUUUUUUUUUUAAAUGUUCUUUUUGUUGCCUUGUUUUGCUGUGGGUUUGGAUUGCAUACACCAGUAUUAGCCUCACAAUCAGUUGCAAUUUUUAGAGCCUGGUUCUAUGGACCAAAAAUCUCCUACUUAUUCUGCAGGACAAAUUUUAUAUGCAGUGAUCACUGUUUUGAUUUUUUUUUUCUUCUUUCUUCCUUUUAACAUGUUUUGGUGCUAGAAAUGAUGUUCACGUUUUUCUCACUGCUUUUUGAAAUGCCAACAUCACUUACAAACGAGCAGUCAUCAUCACUACAAUUUUUACUUUCUUCUGUGUCCUUUUAAUGUUCAGUUUGAAAACAAUUAUGCGUCUCAACAAGUAUGUGGCUUGAAAAUGUCACUAAUGUGUUUCAGAGGAAAGGGUUUUUUUGGUUCUCUUUUGUCUCUCUGUAACUCUGCGAACUCAUGUUGGUGUCUGUCUCAGGUGAUAAAGUUGAACAGCAGUGCUCAGAUCAGGUGUGCCACACUCAAAGUGGCUUGGAAAUCCAUUGAGGAUUAUAUUCCAAGUGCAAAUGUUCCCUCCUGCUGACCGAAUUAACAAGACUGUUGCCUUAUAAAGUCAUCUGGGACAUGACUGGAUGCACAUCAAGCCUAUGAAACCUCAUGAAAUGCCUUGAAGCAGAGCUGUGCUUUGCCGAUAUAUAGGACAGAUUGUGCCCUUUGGCACAUAUAGCAGGAAGUAGCAGUCAGUGGAGGCUCACUGUGUACACAGUGACUCCUUCCUAUCUGUGCAAAGUACAGAAAACCCACUGUAUAUGGUUAGAAUGGAGUUGUCUCAAAGUAUGUAAUAGUCACCAUGAGUAGACAAAUGAGUACUGGACAAAAGUGUUUAUAGAUGUUAAAGGAUAUGGUGAGUAAGCAAAAGACAAUCCCAGUCCAAGGCAGCAGUUUUAGCCAGGGACAGAAUGUGGAAGACACAACUUUUUUUGUGUUAGUCUGUCUGGUAUAUGUGAAUGUGUGCAUGCAUGUGUGUCUGGCUUUACUGAUGUGAGUGAUAGAAGGUUUUUUUCCUAGUUGCCCAGUUUCUCAUUCUAUUUCCAUUUUUGGCCAUUCUGAUAUUUAAAAGCAUAUUAAUGCUAAUUCAGUGCCUAGUGGCCAGAGGUGGCUACAGAGAGGCUGUAUUCAACUGCAUUAGACACUUAUUAUUAAUUGCAAGAAGAAAAUAGAGUGGGCAUGGGGAUUUUUAGGAUCUGUAUGUAAAGUGCAAUACUGUUUUCUCCUUUUCAUCUUAUUGUAUUUUUUUUUUUUGCCUUUUUUACUACAACAAUGUUUUCAUACAGACAACAACCUGUUGAGUUGAAGAGUUUAUAAUGAUAAUUAUUUUAAUAGUCAAAAAUUUUUAAUGCCCCGUUCAUUCUUUUUAUUCACAAAACGGCUUUGUUUGAGGCUGUGAUUGAUGAUAACCUAAGCCUUUUACUAUGAGCGCCACACAGUCAUCAUUUAACAGUUAGUGCUAUACAAGUGAAAAAAAAUUAAGUUAAAAAUUAGUUCAAAUGCUGUGAUCUUUUUUGUGGUGUUUGUAGAUCCAAUGAUAACAUGACUGCAAAAAUGUUUUUAUACAAAAUGUUUAGAAAUAUACCUUGCUACAAAUCGAGAUUCAAACAUUACACAAUUUGCUUUUCUCAUUGUUUUUUGUUCAGUUCAAGACAUUUAUUUUUACCUCCAAAAUUUAGAUUUUUUCACUUUUACUUUUUUUUAAAUUACAUUUUUAAAAAUAUAUUUCUUCAGCAGGAAGCACUGAUUAUAUUUUGUCCCAUCUCAACCUUUUGUCCUACCCACAUCAUUUCUUUUUUGUUUUAUUAAGUUGUAAAUCUGAUUUGGUAAGGAGAUUUUUUUUUAAAAAAAACUAAAACUCUUAUCUGACAUAAAAUUACAUCACCCCAUAUUGGGGAUAAUUGGAGGGCUGUUAAAGUAAUUAAUUAUUUGUAUGGUCUUGUACAAUUUGCAUUUCCGAAUAAAUCUUUCCAUUUUUA
This is a messenger RNA of Hemibagrus wyckioides, 5505 nucleotides long. RefSeq names its product integrin, alpha 5 (fibronectin receptor, alpha polypeptide) (gene itga5). Lineage: Eukaryota; Metazoa; Chordata; Actinopteri; Siluriformes; Bagridae. The transcript is spliced from 30 exons. The record is from RefSeq and is a predicted model, not a curated record. Gene Ontology annotation, cellular component: external side of plasma membrane; integrin complex. Gene Ontology annotation, molecular function: integrin binding. Gene Ontology annotation, biological process: cell adhesion mediated by integrin; integrin-mediated signaling pathway; cell-cell adhesion. Bases 261 to 3401 code for a protein of 1046 amino acids.